Pestalotiopsis fici W106-1 is the source of this 5067-nucleotide messenger RNA. RefSeq lists its product as uncharacterized. Gene Ontology annotation, molecular function: 3-oxoacyl-[acyl-carrier-protein] synthase activity; 3-oxoacyl-[acyl-carrier-protein] reductase (NADPH) activity; fatty acid synthase activity. Bases 1 to 5067 code for a protein of 1688 amino acids. The record is from RefSeq and is a predicted model, not a curated record. The transcript has 7 exons. Gene Ontology annotation, biological process: long-chain fatty acid biosynthetic process. Lineage: Eukaryota; Fungi; Ascomycota; Sordariomycetes; Amphisphaeriales; Sporocadaceae. Gene Ontology annotation, cellular component: fatty acid synthase complex.
AUGGAGCAUCCUCCGCAGUAUACUCCGACCGAGCAGGAGCUCACACAAAUUCUUGUCACUGAGCUCUUGGCGCACCAGUUUUGCUUUCCAGUACAAUGGAUCGACACACAAGAUACCAUUCUCCGCGACUUUGCCACGGAGAGGAUGGUUGAGAUUGGACCUGCAGAAACACUGGUGAACAUGGCCAAGAAGACUCUCAAGGCUGGAUAUGAAUCUCAAGAUAUUGCACGUGGCCUGCAACGUGAGUUGCUCAGCUACAAAAAGAAUGUCGACGCUAUAUACUACAAGAUACAGGCAGAAGAGGCUGCUGCUAGUACAUCCAAAACGCCUGCAGUUGUAGAGGCCGCCCCAACUCCCGCUGCUGCCGUAUCUGUGGCUCCUGCUCCGGCAGCACCUGUCCCUCAGGGUGUUUCGGUGCCGGACAAGGCUCUCGAACCCAUAGACACUCUUUCUACUCUUGUGGCUGUUGCACUGAAGAAAUCGGUCGGAGAUAUCUCCAAGGACCAGACUAUCAAGGCACUCUGUGGCGGUAAAUCUACUGUCCAGAACGAGAUCAUCGGUGAUCUGACUAAAGAGUUUGGAUCUCUGCCGGAUCAACCAGAGGAUAUUGCUCUCGCAGAUCUCGGUAUUAAUCUGGCUGAUUCUGGUGUCGGUAGCAAGUUGGGAGCAUGCACCAAUGCUCUAGUUGGUAAAGCCGCAUCUGCCAAAUUGCCCGCAGGCUCCAACAUUGCCAGUCUCCGCAACUACCUCGAUGGCCGUUGGGGUUUCAAGCAAGGCCUCCAAGACCGCGCACUGCUCCUAGUUGUCGCUCGCCAGCCGAGCUCUAGGCUGCCUGGCGAGAAGGAACUUCACUCGUUUCUGGAUGACGUCGCCCAGGAUGUUCUGCGCAGUGUCGGCGUUGACCCUGCCAGCCUUUCAUCCGGUGGCACACAAGGCCAGUCUGCUGGUACCGCCACAGUCUCUUCCGAAGCCCUGCACGCUCUACAAAAGGAGCAACGCGGUCAGGACAAGACACUGCUUGACUUGUACGCAAAACGUCUCGGAUUCGACCUCCAGGAGGCGGGCAUCCAGGGAAAGAAGUCAAAAGCAAUGAUUGAAGAACUACAAAGUAAGAUCGAUGCCUGGAGUGCGGAGCAUGGUGAAGCUUAUGAGCGUGGCAUUGCCCCAAAGUUCGACACUAAGAAGAUCCGAAAGUACGACUCGUACUGGAAUUGGGUCGUGCAGGACAUCUUGUCUCUCUUUGCCACUGCCAUGGCCGGCCAGGCCGAGAAGUUCGAAGCUCAGAUCAGAGAGCGCUUGUCCAAAUUCCCGAUUCGAGUGACGCCGCAACUACUGGAUGUUACACGCUAUCUUUUGCGCACGCUUAAGGAGUUUCCCGAGAGCCCGAGAAAAGAAGUUACUCAGGAAUGGUUGCAAGACCUGCAGAGAGCUUGCACUUCUGCCAAUGCUAAGCGACAGCCAUCGUUCAAGAACUCAGUAGUCUCCACCGUGCCAGUCUUGCACAUUGAUGACAAGGGCAAAAUCUCAGUCCAUGAGAUGCCUCGUAUCUCUCGCACCGCGGACGCAAUGUCCGUCAUGUCUCUGGACGAUGGUGAUGACGCUAGCUCCAACAUUGACGGCUUCUCCUACCGAUCAGGUAUAUCCACUCCUUCAGUGUCCGAGGCGGUUUUCAGCCGUCACCCUGCCAGAACAAUGUCGGGCGCCGACUCACCUCUCAGUUCGACGUACACAAGCCCAGUUUAUGUUGAAGGUGGCCCAUCCCCGGCGGGGAGCUAUCCCGGUGCUUCGAGUCUGAAAUGGACCCCUGAGCUUCAGACCAAGGGCCGAAGUGGUUGGCGCCGAAAUGACGACAUCACCAACGGGUACCUACGAUGGUUCCAGAAAGCGUCUACCGAAGGUGUCUCGUUCAAUGAGAAGGCGAUACUGGUGACUGGCGCAGGAAAGAACUCCAUCGGCUCCGAGAUUGUGGCCAUGUCGCUGGCUGCCGGUGGAAAAGUGCUAGUCACCACCAGCUCCUACUCAAAGGCGACUGUGGACUAUUACCAGGACCUGUAUCGCCAGCACGGUGCCCGACAAUCGCAACUUGUGGUAGCUCCCUUCAACGGUGGUAGUAACCAAGACAUUCAAAACUUGGUCAAUUACAUCUACGACGAUGCUUCCAAAGGAGGUCUUGGAUGGGAUCUUGACCAUGUCAUUCCUUUCGCCGCUGUUGGUGAAGCUGGUCGGGCUGUGGAUGGAAUUGAUGACAAGUCCGAAUUGGCUCAUCGAGUGAUGCUUACCAACUUGGUCAGGCUGUUGGGUGCGGUCAAAUCAAACAAGGCACAACGGCGCAUUGAGACCCACCCGACUCACGUUCUGCUUCCUCUGUCGCCCAACCACGGCAUCUUUGGUCAGGAUGGCCUAUAUGCCGAGUCAAAGAUUGGUCUUGAAGCACUGAUGAACAAGUGGUGGUCUGAAGACUGGAAUGACUACUUGACACUAUGCGGAACUGUCAUUGGCUGGACUAGAGGAACUGGUCUGAUGAGCAACAACGAUGUCCUUGCAACUGGUAUCGAAGAGGAUCUGGGCAUUCGCACGUUCUCGGCUUCUGAGAUGGCUUGGCAUAUCGUUGGUCUCAUGGACUCUAGCGUGGCGUCUUUCUGUGACCUCGAGCCCCUGAUGGCUGAUCUGACCGGAGGCUUGUCAGCCUCUAUGAACUUGAAGCCAGUCUUGGACCAGAUUCAAGACAACAUCAACUCAAAGAGCGAGAUCAAGAAAGCCAUUGCCAAAGAAGAGGCCAUCGAGUCGGGCGAAGAUAUCUCUGCUGUUCCGGAACCCAAGAAGCUCUUAAAGAAGGCACAGAUUCACGUUGAGGAGGUCAACUUGCCUGAUUUCAAGGAGCUCAAGCCUCUCGCAGCUAACCUCCAGGGUAUGGUUGAUCUAGAGCGAGUUGUGGUAGCUGUUGGAUUUGGUGAAUCUGGUCCCUGUGGUAGUGCCAGAACACGCUGGGAAGCCGAAUGCUCUGGAACAUUCUCAGUCGAUGGUUGCGUCGAGCUUGCAUGGAUCAUGGGCCUCAUCAAGUACCACAACGGCCCGCUUCAGGGUAAAGACUACUGUGGCUGGAUCGAUGCAGAGACCAAGGCUCCCAUUGCCGAUUCUGAUGUCAAGUCCAAGUAUGAGGACUACAUUGUUGAGCAUACUGGUAUCCGUCUUAUUGAGUCACAAGAGCACGACCUUACAACCCCCGAUAAGCAACAGGUCCUCCACGAGGUUGUCAUCACAGAGGACCUGGAACCCUUUGAGGUUUCGCUUGAGACCGCCGAGGACUUCAAGAGAGAGCAUGGUGAAAAAGUUGUCAUCACCGAAACCCCCGAUGGUCAAUUCUCCGUCUCUCUCAAGGCGGGUACAACUCUCAUGAUUCCAAAAGCUGUGACUUUCAAGAAUGGAGUCGGAGCACAGCUUCCAACUGGUUGGGACCCUAGAAUCUAUGGCAUUCCCGAGGAUAUCAUUGGCCAGGUUGAUCCGAUCACACUUUACGCCCUAGUCUCAACCGUAGAGGCCUUCUUGUCGGCUGGCAUCACGGAUCCCUACGAACUAUACAAGCACAUUCAUGUUUCCGACCUUGGCAAUGCAGUCGGUGCCAGUCUUGGAGGUGUCAAGUCUCUCGAGAAGAUGUUCAAGAGAAGAUUCCUUGACCGCCAAGUUCAGAAGGAUAUCCUGGCAGAAACAUUCGUCAAUACCACUGCCGCGUGGAUCAACAUGCUUCUCGUUGGCUCUUCUGGACCCAUUCGUACGCCAGUUGGUGCCUGCGCCACCUCGCUCGAGAGUCUUGACACUGGCUAUGACCUGAUUAUGAAUGGAAAGGCCAAGGCAGUGCUCGUGGGUGGCACAGACGCCCUAGAACGCGACACCGCGGGUGAAUUCGCCAACAUGCAAGCCACCAUUAAUGCUGAGAAGGAUGCAGCUGCAGGCCGCACACCCAAGGAGGCUUCCCGACCUACAACCACUACACGUGGCGGUUUUGUCGAGGCCGAGGGAUGCGGUAUUCAACUGCUGACCACCGCAAAGUUGGCGCUUGACAUGGGCUUGCCAAUUCGUGGCAUCAUCGCGCUGACGCACACGGCCUCUGACAAGAUCGGUCGAUCUGUCCCUGCUCCAGGCAAGGGUGUAUUGACGAUCGCAAGCGAGAAGCAGAACAAGUUUAUGUCGCCUCUCCUCGAUAUUGCACACCGCCGUAGACAUCUCUCUCAUCGCCUUCACCAGAUUGAGGAGAAGCGCGACAUGGAGCUGACCUGGCUCAACGAGCGCCUUCUUUCCAUGAGGGGUCGCCGUACCUCGGUUGAUACUGUUGUCGAUGACAACAUCACGACGGACGAAUUUGCCGAGCAGUGCCGUCGCGAUAUUGAGGCUGAUGCACAGCGUGCCUUCAAGGAGGCACAGAAUACAUAUGGCAAUGAGUUCUGGAAGCACGAUGAUUCCAUCUCGCCGCUGCGUGGUUCCCUGGCUGUUUGGGGUCUAACCAUUGAUGAUCUCAGCGUCGCCAGUUUGCACGGCACAAGUACUAAGAAGAAUGACACCAACGAAACGGGGGUUGUACAGAGUCAAUUGUCCUUCCUCGGUAGAACUCAAGGCAACGUUUUGCCCUGCGUUUUGCAAAAGAGUCUUCUGGGACAUGGAAAGGGUGCAGCUGGUGCCUUUGCCGUAAAUGGAUGUCUCCAGAUGCUCAACACGGGUCUGAUUCCGGGUAACCGCAACGCUGACAACAUUGACGCCGACUUGCGAAGCCGAGACCUGCUCUUCUUCCCGUCGCAGACGUAUAGCACACCGACGGGUAUCAAGGCCUUUAGCGUAACCUCGUUCGGUUUCGGACAGAAGGGUGCCCAAGUUAUUGGAGUUCACCCCAAAUAUCUCUUUGCUACAGUCACCGAGAAACAAUACGAGGCCUAUAAAGUCAAGGUUGCCGCUCGCCAGACCCAGGCUACCCGCUUCUUACAGGAGGCCAUCUAUGGAGGCAAGCUUGUGCAGCUCAAGGAUAAGAGCGUCUAUGAGGAUGAGAUGCUAGAAGAGACACUUCUGAACCGAUUUUAA